Molecule: messenger RNA, 6334 nt
Organism: Malaclemys terrapin pileata
Lineage: Eukaryota; Metazoa; Chordata; Testudines; Emydidae
Gene: GRHL2
Product: grainyhead like transcription factor 2
Exons: 16
Coding region: 411-2279 (622 amino acids)
Biological process (GO): neural tube development; brain development; regulation of transcription by RNA polymerase II
Cellular component (GO): nucleus
Molecular function (GO): DNA-binding transcription activator activity, RNA polymerase II-specific; RNA polymerase II cis-regulatory region sequence-specific DNA binding
Source: RefSeq, a predicted model, not a curated record
CGCGCCUCUUCCAAUGGCAGCUCACCUGAGAGCCACCUCCAUCCAAUCAGCUCGCAGUUCGUCCCUCUGCCUUGUAUCCUUGAGUGAAAGAAUCCAGCUCCUCUCGAGAAAGUUACCUGUGGGCGCCUAGGUCUGCUGCUUUCCGCUCUGUGCCUCCCACUGCCCCAGCACCACGGGAGAGAGCCCAGCACCCAGCCUCUGCCCACAUGUGAGGGGGGAGGGGGCUCUACCUGUCCUACCUCUGGGGCUGGCGGAGGGGGGGGGAGAGGGAGGAAAGCAGAAUUACUAGUAGCUCUGGUUCUCCCGUCCCGGGCGCUCACACACACCUUCACCUGCACAGACUUGAAAGUCCAGUUUCACCAGAGAGACUGAGGCAGCAGGAAAAGGGGAGAGAGUUCAUUGGAUCAAACAUGUCACAAGAGACGGACAAUAACAAACGGCUUGUGGCCUUAGUACCAAAUGAGACACCAUUCAAUACCAGACGAGCCUACACAAGUGAAGAUGAAGCCUGGAAAUCGUACCUGGAAAAUCCCCUAACAGCAGCUACCAAGGCUAUGAUGAGCAUAAAUGGAGAUGAGGACAGUGCUGCUGCUCUCGGCCUAUUGUAUGAUUACUAUAAAGUUCCCAGAGAUAAAAGGCUGUUGUCUGUUAACAAAGUGAGUGACAGUCAAGAAGACCAAGAUAAAAGAAAUUGUCUUGGUACUAAUGAAGCUCAGAGUAAUUUGAGUGGAGGAGAGAACAGAGUUCAAGUCCUGAAGACAGUACCAGUUAAUCUCUCCUUAAACCAAGAACAUCUGGAGUCUUCCAAAAGGGAGUACAGCACAAAUGUAUCUGGGAGCCCAACGCCAAUCUCAGUGACUGGAGUUACUGUGGUAAAGGCAGAAGAGUUCACACCAGUUUUUAUGGCCCCGCAAGUGCAUUAUGUUAGGGGUGAAAAUGAGGAGCAUCGGGGGGUUAUCUUUGAACAGACUCAGUAUGAAGUGCCCAACAUUGCCCCCCAUACAAACUAUCUCAAAGAUGACCAGCGUAGUACUCCUGAUAGUACUUACAGUGACACUUUCAAAGAUGGGGGAACAGAAAAGUAUCGCAGUGCGUCAGUAGGGGCUGAGGAAUACAUUUACGAACAAACAGCAAGCAGCACUUUUCAGUAUACUCUAGAAGCUACCAAAUCUCUGCGUCAAAAGCAAGGGGAAGGACCGAUGACCUAUUUGAACAAAGGACAGUUUUAUGCCAUUACUCUGAGCGAGACGGGUGACAACAAGUGUUUCCGACAUCCCAUCAGCAAAGUCAGGAGUGUGGUCAUGGUUGUAUUCAGUGAAGAUAAAAACCGAGAGGAACAGCUGAAGUAUUGGAAAUACUGGCAUUCUCGGCAACACACAGCUAAACAGAGGGUCCUUGAUAUUGCUGACUACAAGGAGAGCUUUAACACCAUUGGGAAUAUUGAAGAAAUUGCAUACAAUGCUGUGUCCUUUACUUGGGACGUCAAUGACGAAGCCAAGAUUUUCAUCACGGUGAAUUGCCUGAGCACGGAUUUCUCCUCACAAAAAGGAGUGAAGGGGCUUCCUUUGAUGAUUCAGAUAGACACAUACAGCUACAAUAAUCGCAGCAAUAAACCCAUCCACCGGGCCUACUGCCAGAUCAAGGUCUUCUGUGACAAAGGAGCAGAAAGGAAAAUCCGUGAUGAAGAGAGGAAGCAGAACAGGAAGAAAGGGAAAGGCCAAGCAUCACAAGCCUCAUGCAAUAACUCAGCUGAAGGGAAAUUGUCUGCUCUCCCUCUGCAAAAAAAGAGCGACAUCACCUACUUCAAAACAAUGACUGACCUGGAUUCUCAACCAGUUCUCUUCAUACCAGAUAUUCACUUUGGAAACCUACAAAGGACUGGACAGGUUUGCUAUAACAUAGACGACGAGAGAGAAGGUAGCAGCAUCCUGGUUAAAAGGAUGUUCCGGCCUGUGGAGGAGGAGUUUGGCCCAUCGCCUUUGAAACAAAUGAAAGAAGAAGGACUGAAAAGAGUGCUUCUGUAUGUGAGGAAAGAGACUGAUGAAGUGUUUGAUGCUUUGAUGCUAAAGUCACCCACAGUGAAGGGGCUAAUGGAAGCGAUAUCUGAGAAAUAUGGGCUUCCAGUAGAAAAGAUUGCAAAACUUUACAAGAAAAGCAAAAAGGGAAUCUUAGUAAAUAUGGAUGAUAACAUCAUUGAACACUACUCCAACGAGGACACUUUCAUCCUGAACAUGGAGAGCACCGUGGAAGGCUUCAAGAUCACGCUGACUGAGAUCUAGCCUAGCUCAGGGCCCUUUCCUGAGGAACCACAGAAUUUCAUCCUUGUUGUGAAGAAGAACAUUCCCCAGGACCCUGGCAGACUUGUCAACGCUGAUCAGAGAAGCUGUUACAAAAAUGCAUUGAAAAUAUUGCCCACUCUGUUAUUCAAUACUAAAAACAAACCCAACAAACAGUGACUUGAGUCUGUUAAGCAUGAGGCCACACAUUCACUUGACCCCUUAUUUAUUGCUCCCCCCUCUUCAAUGUACAAGCGAUUAUCAGACCAGUUACCCACAGCUCAUGUGAAAUAGCAACUUUUGAACCCAGAUGUUAAAACAGCACAAAAGCACCCUAAAAGGGAAAGGAAUUGUAUUGGUCCAACUUGGGAAAUCUGAUUGAAAUCCCUUUAACGAUAGCCCCCUCCACAAUCAAUUGCCAGAAAAUCUGAUGCUACUAAUUGGUGCAGUGCUAAAGAUGGGGAAAGUGGCCAACUGAAUUCACCUGCUCAAAAUGAUGCCUAUUGCUCUGUAGUGCAUAGUCUUGCCAAAUACCUCUGGUAGUUCUCUGCAUGUAGCAAUGAGGACGUGUAAGUAAGGCAUUCAUCUAUAUUGUAAUUUGUAAGUAAGCUGGAAAAAAUACCAUUUUAACCUUGUAUAUAAUGUUUAUAAUAUGCAAUAAUAUAUUUUAACCUACUGUACAUGGGCAUGUUUACUGCCACUGUGGUUUUUUGUGUUUGGAUUAAGGGUGAAACGAGUCUCUCCUUUCCGAGAGGUUUAGAUUUCUGCAAACUGCUGAGAGGUGAGGCGGUGCUGGGAAGCCCAUAUUCACAUCUGAGUCAUGAGUUUGGUUCAGUAUUUAUACUGGAAUAUUUACAAGUAUCAGGCCAAAUUCCUCCCGGGUGUAACUCCAUUAACUUCAAAGGGCUAAAUUUGGGGAUGAAUUUGGUUCAUUGCCUCUAAAAGUCGAAUGCACAGCAAUUGUUUGGUGGCUCUAUUGGUGUGUGUCUAUUUUUUUCCUCCAAGACCCUUUCCUUUCUGUCUCCAUGCGGGUCCAUUUCAGUCAUGUUGUUGCAAUGGCCACCUACAGAAAUGUUUACCCAGGCUAAUGGGCCUGAUUCUCUCUUGCUUUGCACCUCGUGUUGUCAUUUCUAUCUGUGCAAAGGUGGGUGUAAAAUGCUGCCAGUCUGAUCUGGUGGUAUUAACACUUGCUUUGUACAGAUGUAAGCUCCCAACCCUGCACACAUGCUUAACUGUACUCAUGUAUGUAGUCCUAUUGACAUCAAUACUUGGCAAUAGUAGUUCAGCAUGUAUGUAAUCAUUUGCAGGACUGGAACCCAGGCAAGGUUCAGGGGAGAAUCAAACCCAACAUAUCCAGAAUCUGCUUUUUGCUGUAUUUCUGUCUGCGCUGUAGAUCUUCUAUUUUUUCUGUUUCCCCUCCCCAGCUGCAGCUUGCUCUCCAUUAAGUAGUGCUGAAUGGUGUGUCAUGGCCUUUUCACACCACACACAGUCCUACAUGGCUGCUUUUCUCACCCACCUGUGACGAGGUAUAAGAGUGGACACUCUGAGGAAUAGGAAUUGUGUGGUAUUUGAAUUUGGCUUUUGUUUGGAGCAAGGAUCUACCCUGACUUGGGCCAGAUCUCUAUUUCUGAGUCUUCAUAAAAAGAAGUGAAUUCUGGCAGGUUAGAUUCAGGCAUGGGUAUGAUGCACAGUCCUACCAAGUUGUUGGAUUUGUUCUUGUAUUUUUCUUUUUUGAAUGGAAGAAAUGUUUGGAAUUCUAAGACAUCUCACAAGGGCCCACUGGGGCUAUGCAUGUGCUUAAAGUUAAGCCUGUGGGUAAAUGUAAACAAGCAUAGGAGCCCUUUGAUAUCAGGCAAGCUCUUUUAUCUGUUUUACCCAUCUGUGGCUUUUGAUACUAGACUGUUUAGCAAUACACAUCAAUGGCAGAUGUCGAUGGGGAUUCUGGAUUCACCACAUAGUUGACAUAAAUAAAGAAAGGCUCAGCAAAACCUGCACAUGUAGCAUCAGCGCUUGGGUUAAUAGUGGACUUUGCAUUCCCUCCCCCAGGAAUGUGUUUAUUCCUUCUCGCCUGCAUAACUGAAAUGAUAUGAAUGUCCUGUGGGUUGCAGUGUGUCCCAUUGUCCUGGAGCACUGCUGCUGGCUAGCUUAGGACGGGUGAGAACUGCAGGGUGUGAACAGGGGUGAGACAAAACAUCUUUCUAAUCCCAGGCUCGGGAGCUGCAGCUUGUGCACAAUCUGCAAAAGGGAAGGAGCAUCCAAGGCUAACUGAAAAGAUUUUGUAAAAGACACUUUAAAAUAAAGUGUUUAAGAUGCCAUGACAGUGACAGGACAGCCAAAUCCUUCUGGCUUUACUCACACAGGUAGCCUUCCUGACGCUAAAGGCCUCUUUGGAUGAGUACGGCAAGCAGGAUUUGGCCCGAUAUAGAGACAGGUUUAACAAUGACUAAUAUAGCUACAUUAAGCAAAUCUGCUAGUCAUUUCUUCUUUAGCGUUACUGAGCUGAAGUUUAGGGGGCUCCAGUGGAUGGCAUCACAAGCACCUAAAGCCUUACAGAGAACACAGCUUGCUGCCCUGCUUUAGGUUUUAGUGACAGCAUGAGUUGUGGAAGGAGAAACACAGGACCCUGAACUCUGGUCUUGACAGGUUAUAAGCGUGCUGGCUCAUCUUUCAGGGCUUUUCGUCAAAAGGAGGAGUUCAAGUCACAGGAAGGCCCAGUGCCAAUAACUCACAAAUCCUAGAACAGUGGGAGAGCUCCUCUGGCCAGUCUAAAUAUCCAUUACACAGUGGUUCAAAGGCUUCAGCUGGCCCAGAAAAAUACCAUGCAUUUAUUUACAUUCAUACUGGUUAAAACAUGUAUCCUUCAUCAAAUCCUAUGAUGAAUAAUGUAGCUUACAUUUAAAAUUUGCUCCUAAUUUAAAUGGGAGUGAGAUUUGGCAAUGGUGCAGCAGAGGACAAAAAUGCCUGUGUUAGCUUGCUGGUUUGGGUUGGGUUUUUUUUGGCACUUUGUGGUUAUUGGUUUAAAAGAACAAAAAUCUCCUCCUGCAAGCGAGGCGUCCUGAAUAUGAGCUAGUGGAGGCCGAAAGGCAGCUUGUUCAUGGAGCGCUUUACACUAAGGGCAGCUUAGUGUUUCCAGCUGUUACACUAGUUUUUAAACAUUCCAACAGGACUGUGCGUAGAAGCUGUCCCAGAAGCUAUAAUGCAAGCAGUAAUAAUUCCUGAGCGGUCAGUGGUUCGUUUCAUAAAUUUGUUUGUAUAGCCGUCCAUUGAAUGCCUUAUUAUGAAAGCCAAACUAUGCAAUAAAAAUCUAAAGUCUGCUGCUGCUCCAACAUAUUUCAGCUGCUUAAAGCCCAAAGCAAGUGCAUAGAAUCGUAACCCCUGUUUUGAAGGCUACAUUUUUUGUUCGUGGGGAAAGGGCGCCUCCUCCUCCUCCUCCCCCCUCCCCACAAGAUUAGCGAUAACUACAGUUUGGUGAGGUUUGGAGAAUUUUUGCCACUGAAGGGCACACACACAGAAAAAAAUUGACUUUUCGUCCUUGUGUGUAUCUCCUGCUCGCUCGUCUCUUGCACCAUGUGUUGAUCAAGGAACUACAGAUGAUAUUGUUUCAGACACCGUUCCUGUUUAUUUUCCUCUAUUUAAUGCUAUGGAUUGUUUAAAAGUUGCAGAUUGAGUGGAACUGAUGGCUUCAGUGCUAGCAAUAAAAACGAAGCUGCACCACUUUUUCUGAAUGCAGCAUGUAGUGUGACAUGGAACUGGAAAUGAAUGCGCUUCCUGAGACUUUUAAAGUGUAAAGUAUGUAAAAUGUUUAUUCCCUUCCCCACUUCCUUUAAAUUGUGAUAAGAUACAAACAAGUGUGUUUGUGCCAAAUUUUGUGACAGCCCCUCUCUCUGGCAAGCAAGGAAGCUUUAUGUAUAAACAGUGUGCGUUUAUAUUAAGGUAAUAGCUCAUGUAACUUAAUAGUGUUGUAAAUGGGAGAGGGGAUUGCUAAACUAUAAAUACAGGUAUUUUAUUUUUUUGUACAUUUUUCAGAAGGAAAAUAAUAAAUAUUCAUAUGUAAGAGA